AUGGGAGUGGGCGAUUAUGUGCAUUCGAAAGAGGCUGGCCAGCCUCGACCACGCACAACUGAAGUCUCAAACCAGUCACGGCAGGCUGUAGCCGCACAAGCAAGGAUUGACGUCCCUCCAACGAAUCUGGUGGCGCCAGUGCCUCUGCCAAUCAAUAAAUCAAUUCCCCUGGAGCAUUAUUCAACACCGGCAUUUAGCGAGCAGAUGCCUCAGGCGCCCGCGGAAAAUGGCGUGCAUAGAGAUAUGUUUGACACCGAUGUAGAAGGCAUCGACGAGUCGACUAUCGCUGCGACAAGUGUCAUGGGCGCAGAGGAUGCUCCGCUGCAAUUCCAAUUACGACCCGCCACGGUUCCUCAAUAUCAAGAGGCAGCGCCAGUAGUGGAUGAGAGGCCACUGCAUGCGUCUCGAUUGCCACGCCGUGCUUACGAUGGCAAGUGGUACGAGAAUUUCGGAGACAAGGCUAUGAAAUCAGCUGGUUUCGAUUCAGAAGAGGCCGAUGAUGCAAGUCAAUUGACUUCCAUGGCUGGAGACGAUGAGCGAUCUGAUACAACUGAGGACGCAAACUACGCCCGCAGAUACAGGUCCUCCACCGAGGAACCAUUAAGCAAACGACUACAGAGCUUCUGGAGCGCCAGCAGGAGAUCUUAUCAGAAUCCAGAACCACAAGCAUACCAAGAACCAUCGAAGACUGCUGCUGCUGCUGCCCCUCCUCUUCUGCGGCAAUCCACAUCCGACGCCAGGUUAUCAAAACAGGCUCUACCCAACAGGAAAGUCACACUGCCACGCAGCAUGACAGCAACCCCACGGACACGAUUCAGUCCCCCCAAACCAUCCCUCCUAGAACAGUUGGACAUAACCCCAACUCGUCGGACCUCAGGACCUCGACCCCAACCCGGCAAAGAACCAGGAAUCACGAGCACCACCACCCACCAACACCACCGCCACAACUCUGACGACAAUCACCUCUUCAACACCAGCCGCGACAGCCUACCACCCCUAAGCACCUUCGACAUGACCAACAUCGACGACCUAGAUGUCGACGAUGACAACGACCCAAUCAACGACCCGUUCGCGCGCCGCAACUCCGUCCAACGCAUCGUCUCAGACCCCGACUUCCAACCCAACAAGAGCACCAUAACCAGCAGUAGCAGCCAAAACAAAAGACGAAACCUCGAAUCCGACUAUCCACCCGAAAUCCUGCGCCAAAAAUCCUUCAAGGACCUCCAAUCUGAACCCUUCGACCACACCCCAACCGCAACAGCAACUGCACCCGUCAAAACCACCACGCCAGCCCCAACCCCAGGCCCUAACGCCACUUCCGACGAGAAAAUAGAUUUCCUAAUGAACUCGGAAGACAAAGACCGCCGCGACUUCUUCUCCACCCUUACCAUGAACGAAUGGGAAGAUUACGGUGAUCUCCUAAUCGACCAAUUCAGUGACGCCCUCUCGAAGAUGAAAGAUCUACGCCAUGCAAGACGCAAAACGGCGGCGUUGUUUGAAGCGGAAAUCGCUCGGAGGAAUGAGGUCGUGGAGGAGCAGUCUGCUGAUCUGACGAGGAAAUUGGAGGAAAUGAGGAGUGGCGGGGCGGAGGUGUUGAGGGGAAGGACGCCUUGA
Aspergillus welwitschiae is the source of this 1614-nucleotide messenger RNA. RefSeq lists its product as uncharacterized. Gene Ontology annotation, biological process: nucleolar large rRNA transcription by RNA polymerase I. The transcript has a single exon. Gene Ontology annotation, cellular component: RNA polymerase I core factor complex. Bases 1 to 1614 code for a protein of 537 amino acids. NCBI's taxonomy places the organism in Eukaryota, Fungi, Ascomycota, Eurotiomycetes, Eurotiales, Aspergillaceae. The record is from RefSeq and is a predicted model, not a curated record. Gene Ontology annotation, molecular function: TBP-class protein binding; RNA polymerase I core promoter sequence-specific DNA binding.